CUCUUCAGUCAGCCCACGUUAGAAACAGCUGCAAAAACACAGCUGCCUCAAAGAGCGCACAUCAGUAGAAGAAGAAGAAGAAGAAGACGCAGAGCUCAGCAUCACUCACGCUUUAAAGGAUUUUCUUACAGAACAUAAGGAUUUAUCUGCAAGCAUUGUCUUUGGAUCCUCUUGAUAAAUUACUGGAGCAAGAAACAAAGUGGUUGGAGGAUGGGCACCUGCUACACCAGAUGUCAGUGCAACCAGAUAAUCCUCGAAAAUCAGCUUGGAUCUGCGACGCCAAGACAACAGGAAAGUGUGAUGGUCUCUUUGUACGACUACCCAGCGUUUGAGUGCACAGAACUGACCAUGCGCAUGGGGGAAAGGCUGACCAUAGUGUCAGACGACGGCGAUUUCGUGAUGGUGAGAUCCACGACCACCGGGCGCGAGAGCUACGUUCCCACCAACUACACGGCGAAGGUGACAGACAAGUGGCUGUACACGGGGAUCAGCAGGUAUAAAGCAGAGGAACUCCUUAAACAUCCCAGCAACCAGACUGGAGCCUUUUUGAUCCGUGAAUCAGAGACAAACAGAGACAGCUUUUCUCUCUCCGUCCUGCGGAGGACCGCCUCCUCAGACCUGAACCCCGUGAAGCACUACCGCAUCUCCCAGCUGGAAAACUCCUGGGUCUACAUUUCUCCAGGUCUCACAUUCCCCUCCCUCCAUUACCUGGUGCAACACUACUCAGAACUUCCAGACGGGCUGUGCUGUCGACUGACGGUCCCUUGCUUCAUCCAAGGGUUGGAUGAGCCCAGACCGGUUCCCACCACCGUCAGAAGGCCGACCAUCAACUGGAGGGAAAUUAGCAGGUCCGUGGUCCUCGGGAGGAAGAGAACCGAGUCGGACAACUCUCUGGUGAGCGACGGGCUGAGGGAGGCCAUCAGCUCCUACCUCCAGUUAACAGAGUGCAAAGAUCACAGCUGGGACACGUGAAGGAAAGCCUGUGUGGUCCGUGUGGGGGAAAAAAAAAAAAAAAAAAAUGAAGUCCAACAAAAAGAGUGGAGGGAAUUACUGCUCUGGGGCUGCUGCAAGCUUGAGCAAACCCCUGAAGAAGGUCUCCUGCACGCCCAAACGUCGUCUCUGAGGAUUAAUCCAGGAACAGAAGCGGGACAGAGGCACUACACCGCUCAGAGACGAGUCAAACUGUCGGCCAUUUUUAGGCCUUGGUGGACGAAGCACAGAGGCAGAGGAUGUCAGCUGCGGAGAGGCGAUGAAUGUUUCACCUAAUUUAUGAAGAUUUUAACUUAAUAUUGUCUGUCAACAUUACAGCAAUGUGAUUGUAUCUGAAUGUCGUCGCUGUUGUCUUUUUAUUUGAAACUAAUAUAAUCUAUACGCUAACAAUAAAUAAUUUACACCAAUAAAAAACACACAUUUACAAGAA
Gambusia affinis (western mosquitofish) is the source of this 1420-nucleotide messenger RNA. It is a transcript of the gene sla2a, whose product is annotated as Src like adaptor 2a. Gene Ontology annotation, molecular function: protein binding. Lineage: Eukaryota; Metazoa; Chordata; Actinopteri; Cyprinodontiformes; Poeciliidae. The coding region runs from base 211 to 972 and encodes 253 amino acids. The transcript has 8 exons. The record is from RefSeq and is a predicted model, not a curated record.